AUGGCACCAUUCUGGGCGAACCACAGCUGUGAUCCUUUCUAUCCUACUCAGAGUCAGUGCGUCGUAGGUACCUACGUCCAAUAUGCAGUGAAUGCCAGCUGCGCGUCAGACUAUCAAGCUACACUUGCAUUUGCGACGAAGCGAAAUCUGCGUUUGGUAGUCAGGAACACAGGGCAUGAUUACUUUGGAAAAUCUUCGGGUGAUGGUGCCUUAGCUAUCUGGACGCAUAAUAUUCGGGACUUUAAAUUUCUGGAUUAUGCUUCGAAGGGAUACACAGGAAAAGCUAUGGUGAUUGGUGCCGGACUGCAGGUUCUAGAGGCUACUACUCUGGCUCAUACACAGGGUUUGACGAUUGUUGGGGGGGCUACUGCCAGCGUAGGUAUUUCAGGGGGUUAUACUCAGGGUGGUGGUCAUGGCCCACUACUGUCGAAGUAUGGAUUUGGUGCAGACCAGGUUUUGGAAUGGGAGGUGAUCGCUCUUGAUGGACAACAUAUGAGAGUAUCUCCAUAUCACAAUCAAGCUCUAUAUUGGGCGUUAAGCGGCGGCGGCGGUGGAACUUACGGGCUAGUCCUUUCAAUGACAGUCAGAGCGUACCCGGAAGAAGUGACAACAGCCGCGAAUCUCACAUUCACCAAUCAAGGCGUCUCCCAAGAUCUAUUCUACAGCGCUGUGGCAGCCUUUCAUAAUGUCCUCCCUGCUCUAACAGACGCGGGUAGCGUGGCUAUCUGGACACUGCAGACCACAGGAUUCAGUUUAGCUCCAGCUACAGGACCAGGCAUGACGAAAGGAAAGAUGGAUGAGAUCUUUGCACCUGUAUUACAGGUGCUGACCGAUCUUCAGAUCUCAUACUCAUAUACAUCCGUCGAGUUUCCUAACUUUUACGAAAGUGCCAUUGCUAUGAAUCCUCCUUCGGAGACUUCUAUUUUCCAAAUCGGCAGUCGCUUGCUCCCUCGUUCGGUUUUGGCUACUAACUCAAGUGGGUUGAUAGAUGCUCUUGCGAGUAUAUGCUCCUAUGGUGCUGGGAUUAGCGGACUUGCUUUCAAAGCUCCUUCGAACUCUUCAUUCCCCAACUCAGUCAAUCCCGUCCUUAGAAGUAGUAUGGUUAGUUUCGUAGUAGGAACCUGGUGGAAUAGAACUGAUUGGGAAGCAAACCUCGAGAACCAAGUACUACUGACAGAUACUUUGCUUCCACUAAUAGAAGAAUUUACACCGGAUGGAGGAUCUGCAUAUUUAAAUGAAGGGGAUAUCCGGGAGAAAGAGUGGCAGCGGGUGUUUUACGGUGAUAAUUAUGAAUCUCUUCUUAGUAUCAAAAAUGAGGUUGAUUCUAAGGGCCUUCUAUGGGGCCGGACAGCAGUAGGAAGUGAAUCCUGGGAAGAAGAUUCGAAUGGGAGACUUUGUAAAGUUGAUAUUUAA
Messenger RNA from Botrytis fragariae, 1413 nucleotides. RefSeq names its product putative fad binding domain protein. The transcript has 3 exons. NCBI's taxonomy places the organism in Eukaryota, Fungi, Ascomycota, Leotiomycetes, Helotiales, Sclerotiniaceae. Gene Ontology annotation, molecular function: oxidoreductase activity; FAD binding. The record is from RefSeq and is a predicted model, not a curated record. Bases 1 to 1413 code for a protein of 470 amino acids.